AAAAGGAGUGGUUGCAGCUGCUCUCUGGGCUUUGCUAUGCCACCCAAGGACGACAAGAAGAAGAAAGAUGCCGGAAAGUCGGCCAAGAAAGACAAAGAUCCAGUGAACAAAUCUGGGGGCAAGGCCAAAAAGAAGUGGUCCAAAGGCAAACUCCAGGACAAACUCAAUAACCUAGUCUUGUUUGACAAAGCAACAUAUGACAAACUCUGUAAAGUUCCCAACUAUAAGCUUAUAACUCCAGCUGUCGUCUCUGAGAGACUGAAGAUUCAUGGUUCCCUGGCCAGAGCAGCCCUUCAGGAACUCCUCAGUAAAGGACUUUUUAAACUGGUUUCAAAGCACAGAGCUCAAGUGAUUUACACCAGAAACACCAAGGGUGGAGAUGCCCCAGCUGCUGGUGAAGAUGCAUGAACAGGUCCCACCAGCUGUACAUUUUGAAAAAUAAAACUUCAUUAAAUCAAAAAAA
This is a messenger RNA of Bubalus bubalis (water buffalo), 463 nucleotides long. Its product is annotated as 40S ribosomal protein S25-like. The transcript has a single exon. The record is from RefSeq and is a predicted model, not a curated record. The coding region runs from base 37 to 408 and encodes 123 amino acids. Lineage: Eukaryota; Metazoa; Chordata; Mammalia; Artiodactyla; Bovidae. Gene Ontology annotation, molecular function: structural constituent of ribosome. Gene Ontology annotation, cellular component: cytosolic small ribosomal subunit.